This is a messenger RNA of Orbicella faveolata, 2217 nucleotides long. RefSeq names its product beta-1,4-N-acetylgalactosaminyltransferase 3-like. The record is from RefSeq and is a predicted model, not a curated record. Gene Ontology annotation, cellular component: Golgi cisterna membrane. Lineage: Eukaryota; Metazoa; Cnidaria; Anthozoa; Scleractinia; Merulinidae. Gene Ontology annotation, molecular function: acetylgalactosaminyltransferase activity.
UCUUGCCUUCUUUUUCGAAUCUUCGAGUCAUGUUUUUGUGCAUUUCUACCUAUUGCAGGCCGGCGUGUAUUAUUUUAGAAAUACAAACCAGUUUGGAUUUCAUAUUGGAGACUCUCCGGGCACCUUUUCUGAAAGUUCACGAGAUUUAGUCCACAUACAUGUACAGACGUGCUUUUCAACUGGCGUGUCGACAACUGCGUGAAAACAAAUUAAUUAUAUUUCGAUGAGCCGACAGCAAAACUCCUAAUUGCAUUUCUCAGUAGAUGCUUUCCCAUAAAACUGUUUUUUACAACCAAUAACAAAUGGCAAAACAAAACAUAAUGUUCACAAGUCAGUAACAAAAAUAAAAUUACUCCAGGUGCCCCAUUUGGGAGCCCAUUUUACUUUACGUUUUCAGCAAAGGCCAAUUUGCAUACCACAUAGUGCGACCAAUACAAUGUUGUUGAUGGUGUUAAAUUAUCGAUUAUUUCAAUAUUGCCUUGACUUUCCUACGGAGGCAAUUCACUUUGUUGUUACUAAUGGCAAGCUCAGUUAAGGAUUCGGCUUUUUAAUGUACGUCUCUCCACGUGAGUUGGUGAAUUUAGACUACUAAAAACGAGAUUCUCUACUUCGGUAGAUUUUAGAGUACUGGAUUGUUCACAAAACAUCCUGGCAAGUUUGAAUUGCGGUGGUUCCAAGCCGAGCCAACUCAUACUGGGUCUCAUAUUAAUGGCUCUUUGGCGAAUUCCUGUUUUAGGGAGACGAUUAUUUGGCAAGCGACGUUUUGUUUUUGUCGUAGUGGUGGCAAGCUUGCCUUUUAUUGGAUAUUUAUUGUUACUCAGUCCUUCGGAAAAACUGGUGACUGAAGAAUACUCACUCUCAAAGAAUACUGCUACAGAUGGCCCUUGUGAAACAAGACAACAUACUGAGUAUAACACAGAGAAACAAAUCAGAGCGAUGGUCGCAUCGACGGAACAAACGUUAACAGGGAAGCGAAAAAUCGAUAUCCACUCCUCAAUGCCAAAUGGAAGUUUGAACGUACACAUGUGGUCUGAAAUAUGCGGAACUGAAGUUGACAUUUUAAGACACUGGCCUCAUUUUCCUUACUUUCCAGACAAGACUUCUUUUAUUUAUGAAUUUCACAAAUCUCAGCUUCACAAUUCAAAUAAUAACGGAGAAAGAAUUUUUGGAUUUCUCCAUCCGCUGAAAAGCGGCCAGUAUAAGUUUGCCAUCACAUCAGAUGAUGCAUCAGAGUUGUGGCUGAGUCCAAAUGAAGAUCCCGCUUCCGCUAAGAUGAUCGCGCGCGUUUAUUCUCCGGAUGAAUCAGCUUGGACUCAGAAAGGAGACUUCAAUAAAUAUUCUGAUCAAAUAUCUGACCUGAUAACCCUUCAGUCUGGCAAGAAAUAUUACAUCGAGUCUUUGAGUAAGCAAGGUUCUGGAUUGGCCCACGUGGCUGUAUAUUGGUCAUAUAGCCCUUCCAAUACAGAAUUUGAAAUUAUUCCCACGAAAUAUUUGUCAAGUUUUUCUCAAAGUAAGCAUCAUGAAGCCAUUCCCCUUCACGCAGGAAAACAACCCAACAACUCGCCUCAAAGCAAGAGCAAACCAUAUGAUUUUCAUCGUCUUCCAUUCAUUAGCAGAGAAGAGUACAAUGGCCAAAUCCCAACUUGUCCUUACAGUCCCAGCUUUUUGGUGCGAGGAAAGCUUCAAAGGUAUCAGGGCAUUUCGCUGACAAGUGAGUCGCAUGUGUUCCCACAAGAUGACACAAACAUGUUAAAAAGCAUCUCAUGGAAACAUCGAUUGGCAACGCCUAAUCCACAUACGGACAAAAACAUAGUAGAAUCCUUCGUGAUCAAGUUUGUCAACUAUUUCAAGUCUUUGCAGGCCAGUUUAUUAUUCCUAAAACAAAAGACAGACCUUUUCAAAAGUGCCUGGAAACAUCCAUGGUCAAAACCCAAUCCACGGGUUUAUAGGAACACAGUUGAACCCAUCGUGAACAAGUUCAUCGAUGUUUUGCGGUCUAGGAACUACUUCUUGAAGAAAAUUCACAAAGUAAUUCACAAGCCAGACCCGAAGUACGGCGAUCGCUUCUUGUUAAACCUUGAACUCGGCUUGGACAACACCAAUCAAUCAUUUCGACUGUCAGAACACGUGUAUCAGAAAAAGGGAAACGACACCUUGUGCCUUCCUGAGGGUUUCAUAUGGAAUAACAGCGCUACAGUGUAUUUCAUUNCUCCCUAA